GUUUGCAGAACGAUCACAAGGCCCUGAUGAAGCAGGUGGAGGAAGCUCUUCACCAAUUGCACGCCCGGGAGAAGGAGAAGCAUGCCAAGGACGAGGCGGAGGCACUGGCCGAGGCAAUGAGCCAGAACCAGAGCCUGCCACAGGCCUUUGCCAAAGUGAACGCGGUGACUCCGGGAUCUCCUGCAAGUAUCUCGGGGCUUCAGGUCGAUGAUGAGAUUGUGGAGUUUGGUUCUGUCAACAUAAAUAACUUCCAGAACCUGCAGAAUAUCGCCACAGUGGUGCAGCACAGUGAAGGGAGACCCCUGAGUGUGACUGUGAUCCGCAGUGGCAAAAAAGUGCACGUGGGGCUGACUCCGAAGCGCUGGGCCGGGAAGGGCCUCCUGGGCUGCAAUAUCAUUCCCUUGCAAAGAUGA
Fulmarus glacialis (Northern fulmar) is the source of this 413-nucleotide messenger RNA. RefSeq names its product proteasome (prosome, macropain) 26S subunit, non-ATPase, 9 (gene PSMD9). The record is from RefSeq and is a predicted model, not a curated record. Gene Ontology annotation, cellular component: cytoplasm; nucleus. Gene Ontology annotation, molecular function: protein binding. The annotation marks the transcript as partial. Gene Ontology annotation, biological process: proteasome regulatory particle assembly. Lineage: Eukaryota; Metazoa; Chordata; Aves; Procellariiformes; Procellariidae. The transcript has 4 exons.